Messenger RNA from Nerophis lumbriciformis (worm pipefish), 3867 nucleotides. NCBI's taxonomy places the organism in Eukaryota, Metazoa, Chordata, Actinopteri, Syngnathiformes, Syngnathidae. The record is from RefSeq and is a predicted model, not a curated record.
AUGGAGUUCCCGCAGCAGCAGAAACCGGCGGGCGACGGGAAGAUUAUCUAUCCUCCCGGAGUCAAAGAGAUAACUGACAAAAUCAGCAACGAUGAGGUGGUCAAGCGGUUGAAGAUGGUGGUAAAAACUUACAUGGAUAUGGAUCAAGAUUCAGAAGACGAGAAGCAGCAGUACCUUGGCCUAGCACUCCACCUUGCCUCAGAGUUCUUCCUCAGGAACCCAAAUAAAGAUGUGCGGCUGCUCGUCGCUUGCUGUCUGGCUGACAUCUUCAGAAUCUAUGCCCCUGAGGCCCCUUACACCUCGCAUGACAAACUCAAGGACAUCUUCCUCUUCAUCACGAGGCAGCUGAAAGGACUGGAAGACACCAAGAGCCCUCAGUUUAACAGAUACUUUUACCUCCUAGAGAAUCUGGCAUGGGUUAAAUCAUAUAACAUAUGUUUUGAACUCGAGGACUGUAACGAGAUCUUCACCCAGCUUUUCAAGACCCUUUUCUCUGUGAUCAAUAACAGCCACAAUCAGAAAGUGCAACUUCACAUGAUGGACCUUAUGUGUUCCAUCAUCCUGGAGGGAGACGGAGUCACACAGGAACUGUUGGAUAGCAUCCUUAUAAACCUCAUUACUGCACACAAGAAUCUCAACAAACAAGCAUACGAUCUUGCAAAGACCAUUUUGAAGCGAACCGUCCAGACCAUUGAAACAUGCAUUGCAAAUUUUUUUAAUCAGGUUUUAGUGAUGGGCAAAUCUUCUGUCAGUGACUUGUCAGAGCAUGUCUUUGACCUCAUUCAAGAACUCUUUGCCAUCGAUCCUUUGCUGCUUACAUCUGUUAUGCCUCAACUGGAAUUCAAGCUCAAGAGCAAUGAUGGAGAAGAGCGUUUGGCUGUUGUACGUUUGUUAGCAAAGUUGUUUGGUGCCAAAGACUCUGAGCUGGCCUCGCAUAAUAGACCUCUUUGGCAGUGCUUCUUAGGACGGUUCAAUGAUAUUCAUGUUCCGGUCAGGUUAGAGUGUGUAAAGUUUGCCAGUCACUGCCUCAUGAAUCACCCAGACCUGGCAAAAGAUCUUACAGAGUUUUUGAAAGUGCGUUCCCAUGACCCCGAGGAAGCCAUUCGUCAUGAUGUCAUAGUCACCAUCAUCAACGCUGGGAAGAAGGAUCUUAAUUUGGUCAAUGAUCAGCUUCUGGGCUUCGUAAGAGAGAGGACGUUGGACAAAAGGUGGCGAGUACGCAAAGAGGCGAUGAUGGGUUUGGCUCAGCUUUAUAAAAAAUACUGCCUACACCACGAAGCUGGGAAGGAGUCUGCCUUGAUGAUCAGCUGGAUCAAAGAUAAGCUGCUGCACAUCUACUACCAGAACAGCAUUGACGACAAGUUAUUGGUGGAAAAGAUCUUUGCACAGUUCAUGGUCCCGCACAGCCUUGAAACAGAAGAAAAGAUGAAGUGUCUCUAUUACCUAUAUGCCUGUCUGGACACUAAUGCUGUCAAGGCUUUGAAUGAGAUGUGGAAGUGUCAGAAUAUGCUGAGAGGCCUGGUUAAAGAGUUGCUUGACCUUCACAAACUGCCGGUGUCUGAAGCUAAUAACACUGCUAUGUUUGGGAAGCUGAUGAACAUCGCAAAGAACCUGCCAGAUGCAGGGAAAGCUCAAGAUUUCAUGAAGAAGUUCAACCAGGUUCUUGGUGAAGAUGAGAAGCUCAGAGUCCAACUCGAGAUGCUCAUCAGUCCGACUUGCUCUUGCAAACAGGCUGAAAUCUGUGUGAGGGAGAUUACUCGGAAGUUAACAUUUCCAAAACAGCCCACCAAUCCAUUCUUGGAGAUGGUCAAGUUCCUGCUUGAACGCAUCGCCCCUGUCCACAUCGACUCUGAAGCCAUAAGUGCUUUGGUAAAACUUCUCAACAAGUCAGUUGAAGGCACAGCAGAUGAUGAUGAGGAAGGCGUUACACCUGACACGGCCAUCCGCUCAGGCUUGGAACUACUCAAGGUUCUGUCAUUCACUCACCCUACAGCAUUCCACUCAUCAGAGACCUACGAGUCUCUUCUCCAGUGUCUAAAAAUGGAGGAUGAAAAGGUGGCUGAGGCAGCUAUCCAGAUAUUCAGAAAUACUGGGCAGAAAAUUGAAGCUGAACUACCACAGAUAAGAUCGACUCUAAUUCCCAUUUUACAUCAAAAAGCCAAGAGGGGGACACCUCACCAAGCCAAGCAGGCUGUGCACUGUAUCCAUGCCAUCUUUAACAACAAAGAAGUGCAGUUAGCUCAAAUUUUUGAGCCUCUGUCGCGGAGUCUAAAUGCAGAUGUUCCUGAGCAACUCAUCACACCCCUCGUGUCACUGGGCCACAUCUCCAUGUUGGCACCAGAUCAGUUUGCCUCACCAAUGAAGUCUAUUGUGGCUAACUUCAUUGUCAAAGACCUGCUCAUGAAUGACCGGUCAGUGGGAAACAAAAAUGGUAAGCUAUGGACCACAGAUGAAGAAGUUUCACCUGAGGUUCUCGCUAAGGUCCAGGCCAUCAAGUUGCUUGUACGUUGGUUACUAGGAAUGAAAAACAACUUAUCCAAGUCAGCAAAUUCCACAUUGCGCUUACUGUCAGCCAUGCUGGUUAGCGAGGGAGACCUCACAGAGCAAAAAAAAAUCAGUAAAUCAGACAUGUCUCGAUUAAGGCUGGCUGCAGGUGGCGCCAUUAUGAAGCUGGCCCAGGAGCCCUGUUACCAUGAAAUCAUCACACCUGAACAGUUCCAGCUCUGUGGCCUUGUUAUCAAUGAUGAGUGCUACCAGGUACGGCAGAUUUUUGCUCAGAAGUUGCAUUUGGCUCUUGCUAAAUUGUCCCUGCCACUGGAGUACAUGGCUGUCUUCGCCCUGUGUGCCAAAGACCCGGUAAAGGAGCGCCGUGCUCACGCCCGACAGUGCCUCCUGAAGAACAUCUCAGUGCGCAGAGAGUACAUCAAGCAGAACUCACUCACUCAGGAAAAAGUGGUCACCUUCCUUCCAGAGUAUGUUGUUCCUUACAUGAUCCACUUGCUGGCUCAUGACCCAGACUUUACAAAACCACAAGAGUAUGACCAGCUGAAAGAUAUUAAAGAGUGUUUGUGGUUCAUGCUUGAGGUGUUGAUGACCAAGAAUGAGAAUAAUAGUCACGCCUUCCUGAGGAAGAUGGUGGAGAGCAUCAAACGGACCAAAGACGCACAGUGUCCUGAAGACAUGAAAGCCAAUGAGAAGCUGUAUAUCGUGUGUGAUGUCGCUCUCUUCGUCAUUGCUAGCAAGAGCACCGCAUGUCACUUGGACUGUCCAAACGAGCCCUUUAUAUGCCCCAAAUUCUUCCUAGCACUCGACAAGGACUUCAAAAAUGACAAAGACUAUUUGGCAGCAGACAUGCGGCAAAUGCUGCUCACAGGAAAGCCUAAACCAGCUCCAGUAUUGGUGACUGUCAACAAAACUCUGACUGUACCAGGCAGGAAGCUCUUUAAGACCAAUGUAGUCUCGGAUACAAGUAAUACUAGCACCAACUCGUCACCACUGAGCUCUUCCACUGUCAACAACAGUAAAAGUAAUACAGCCACAGACUCCGCACAGAGCCAAACGCAAGAAAAUAAUGAGAACCCGGUCAUCAAGAAGGAAGAAGUAAAGAAGAUCGAGACAAGUAAGAACGUGACUGCUGACGCUGGCACUGAGGCACAGCCUGCAAAACGGCGUGGCCGACCACCCAAAAUGGCAACGACCGCGACUCCUGCAGUGGCGAGCAAAGAGACUGCAUCGACUGGUGGUGGGGCCGGAAGAGGCAGGAAAAGAGCAGCAGACCCAAACUCCAAUCCAUCAGCAGAGUCCAUCAAGAUGUCAAAGCAGCAAAAUGACGAGGGGACAAAUCGACAGAUUGACCUGCAGAGGUAA